Westerdykella ornata is the source of this 891-nucleotide messenger RNA. RefSeq lists its product as uncharacterized. The annotation marks the transcript as partial. NCBI's taxonomy places the organism in Eukaryota, Fungi, Ascomycota, Dothideomycetes, Pleosporales, Sporormiaceae. The record is from RefSeq and is a predicted model, not a curated record. The transcript has a single exon.
AGGCCAUGCAGAUUUCGGGUGAACCGGCCUGUGGGGAGAUCCCUGGACAUCGAUUGCUGGUUUCUGAUACUCUGUUACUGUCACCCUGCCCUGCUGCUUGAAUUGUACCAAGACGUCGCUCCGUUUUACCGCUUGCUGAGAGACAACCCCAUGGUCUGGAAGCAUAGUAGAAUCAACUGCUUUGGACACGCACUUCCUCAACCGCCGUCAGACCUCAGCGAGUUCCAAUACGCCCGUUUGCGACACGGCACUGGUUGCAUGAGCUGCGGCCGUUCAGCUAGCAGGAAGACGUAUUGGGCCUUUCUCCGCCGGUGGUGCAAGGCUUGCUUCCAAUCCAAGACAAUCCCACAGGAGGAGACAGUGCCAUUCUUCAGAGAUCAGAACGGUCAGGACCUGUUCUAUCUCCAGAGCUGUCUCGAUUUUGCCUAUAUCGACUCGUGGGGGAAUUACGCAGGAGUGGCCCCGUACUUUGCCCAAAGCUGGUCCUCUGUGCAGAGGCCUCAUAAGAUUGUUUACCUACGACGGGACGUCCAAGCAAUAGUUGAAGAAUAUGCACAGCGAAGCCGUGAGAACCCGGCUCCAUGGCCCGCCGAUGCGGGUUCGUGGGCGACUACGAAAAGUGACGCAGCCGCACGCCGACGUCGAUUUGCUCACGACAUGGAGCGAUGGGAGGUUACCUGCCGUACAGAGAAGAGGCAAGACAAUUCAUGUAGGAAAGCCCAGCGCAGGGAGUAUUUCGUGAACAUGGCCCUUCAGCUCUCGCCGCCCAUCACUCUGCAGGAAAUGGAGAAGUGUCCCUCGUUCCUACGGGCAAUUGCUAUUCCCAGAGAGCCAAAGAACUCUUCGUGGAUGCAACUGAGACCGAAGCUGGAGCUGGAGGUGGAGCAGUUG